Salvelinus sp. IW2-2015 is the source of this 591-nucleotide messenger RNA. The record is from RefSeq and is a predicted model, not a curated record. Lineage: Eukaryota; Metazoa; Chordata; Actinopteri; Salmoniformes; Salmonidae.
GUCUAAAUGUUCCUGUUUUUACAUGAAACAUGUUCUAAGUGUGUUGUCCAAUAAGAAAGAGGAAGAGGAUCAUGAGAAACAUUCUGGACAGAUUGACAUGCGUGUGUCUCCUAGGCGACCCUGUAACAGUGACAUGCGUGUGUCUCCUAGGCGACCCUGUAACAGUGACAUGCGGUCUCCUAGGCGACCCUGUAACAGUGACAUGCGCGACCCUGUAACAGUGACAUGCGUGUCUCCUAGGCGACCCUGUAACAGUGACAUGCGUGUGUCUCCUAGGCGACCCUGUAACAGUGACAUGCGUGUGUCUCCUAGGCGACCUGUAACAGUGACAUGCGUGUCUCCUAGGCGACCCUGUAACAGUGACAUGCGUGUCCCUAGGCGACCCUGUAACAGUGACAUGCGUGUGUCUCCUAGGCGACCCUGUAACAGUGACAUGCGUGUCUCCUAGGCGACCACAGCGUAGUGUGUGACAGCUCUCCAUCUUGCUGGUUUUCUAAACACAUGUUUUUUUUUUUAGAUGAGCAGUUCUCUGACGGUCUGUCUGUCCCUCUGAUGUUCUGGAAUUAUCCAAUAAAACAAGUGUGAAUCUUC